This is a messenger RNA of Manis pentadactyla (Chinese pangolin), 3724 nucleotides long. RefSeq names its product F-box DNA helicase 1 (gene FBH1). Gene Ontology annotation, cellular component: nucleus. The transcript is spliced from 22 exons. Gene Ontology annotation, molecular function: hydrolase activity; protein binding; DNA binding. Gene Ontology annotation, biological process: replication fork processing; double-strand break repair via homologous recombination. NCBI's taxonomy places the organism in Eukaryota, Metazoa, Chordata, Mammalia, Pholidota, Manidae. The record is from RefSeq and is a predicted model, not a curated record. Bases 468 to 3386 code for a protein of 972 amino acids.
AAAUCCGCGGCCUGCUGGGCUCGCGCUGCCUGGGGACGCCCGGACUGGGAGGCAGGGCGGCCCGGGCCCGGCGGCGGCGGCGGCGGCGGCCGCGGGAGACCUCGUCCGGACGCUCCAGUGCGUGAGGCCGCGGAGGGGCAGGGGCUGGGAAGUGGGGGUUUCCUAAGGCACAAUCUCCCUCCUCCGUACCUGAAUAUUAAGAAAAAUAAGGUGGUGUGGGAAGGCCUUGAGCUUGCCGUGUGGAGGUGAGACGGUUUAAGCGGAAGCAUCUUACAGCCAUUGACUGCCAACAUUUGGCUCAGAGUCACUUGGCUGUGAUCCAGCCCUACAGCCAAAGAUGGACCAACAGAGACCCGAACUCCAGUCUCUAUCCUAGACCCAGAACAAAAAGCAGAACUAGGGGUCAAAGAUGGCAAAGAUACAACACUGAAUUCUUCCCAGCUGGCCAGGAGUGGCGCACCAAUGACAUGGCCAAAAGCAAUUCUGUGGGCCAGGACAGCUCUAAGGACUCGGAGGGGGAAAUGAUCUUUGUUGCAGAGAGCAAUUGUGCCCUGCCUCAGGAAAGUGAUGGAGAAGCAACUCUGAGCUUGUCAGGCUCUGCUCUGCCUGUGAGGAAGCGGUCUCGAUCCUUUGAGGAUGAGAGGAAUCAAGCUUCAGGGACUGGUCAGUGCGAUGGGGUUUCUAAGAAAACCCCACGGCACCGAUUGUCCCUGUCAUGCAUAAGGCCUAGGGAAGCUAGGCACGAAGCAGAGGACUGUGUGUCACAGCUCUCCGCAGGAUCUGGAAACUCCAGCCAAGAGGUGGAGGACACUGGUCCUGAUCCCAUUCCUGACUCUUACUAUGGGCUUUUUGGGACCUCACCCUGUCAAGAACCCCAGAGCCACAUCUGUAGCCUGCCUAGUGAAGUCCUGAGGCACGUCUUUGCUUUCCUUCCUGUGGAGGAUCUCUACUGGAAUCUGAGCUUGGUGUGCCACCUCUGGAGGGAGAUCAUCAGUGACCCACUGUUCAUUCCUUGGAAAAAGCUGUAUCAUCGAUACCUGAUGAACGAAGAGCAAGCUGUCAGCAAAGUGGAUGGCAUCUUACUGAACUACGGCAUAGAAAAGGAGUCAGACUUGUGUGUGCUGAACCUCAUCCGCUACACAGCCACCACUAAGUGCUCCCCAAGUGUGGAUCCUGGAAGGGCACUGUGGAGUCUGAGGGAUCAUGUCCUCCUUCCUGAGGCGGAAGCAUGUGUACGGCAGCACCUCCCGGACCUCUAUGCUGCAGCUGCGGGUGUCAACGUGUGGGCUUUGGUAGCAGCCAUUGUCCUCCUGUCCAGCAGUGUGAAUGACAUCCAGCAGCUGCUCCUCUGCCUCAGGAGACCUGGUUCCACCGUGACCAUGCCGGAAAUCACUGAGACCUUAUACUGCAUCGCAGUGCUGCUCUACGCCAUGAGGGAGAAAGGGAUUAACAUCAGCAAUCGGAUUCACUACAACAUUUUCUAUUGCCUGUAUCUUCAGGAGAAUUCCUGUACUCAGGCCACAGAAGUUAGAGAGGAACCUUCAGUCUGGCCAGGCAAGAAAACAAGCAUCCAACUUACACAUGAACAGCAGCUGAUUCUGAGCCAUAAGAUGGAACCUCUCCAGGUGGUAAAAAUUAUGGCAUUUGCAGGCACCGGGAAGACCUCUACCCUGGUCAAGUAUGCGGAGAAGUGGUCUCAGAGCAGGUUUCUGUAUGUGACCUUCAACAAGAGCAUUGCCAAGCAGGCCGAGCUAGUCUUCCCCAGCAAUGUCAUCUGCAAAACCUUUCAUUCCAUGGCCUAUGGACACGUCGGGCGGAAGUACCAGUUAAAGAAGAAAUUGAAUCUCUUCAAGUUAACACCCUUCAUGGUCAAUGCUGUCCUUGCUGAAGGGAAAGGCGGAUUCAUAAGGGCCAAGCUAGUAUGUAAGACUUUGGAGAACUUCUUUGCCUCAGCUGAUGAAGAGCUGACUAUUGAUCAUGUGCCUAUUUGGUGUAAGAACAGCCAAGGACAGCGAGUCAUGGUUGAACAGAGUGAAAAACUGAACGGUGUCCUUGAAGCAAGCAGACUUUGGGACAACAUGCGGAAGCUGGGGGAAUGCAAAGAAGAGGCUUACCAAAUGACUCAUGAUGGCUACUUGAAACUCUGGCAACUGAGCAAGCCUUUGCUUGCUUCCUUUGAUGCCAUCUUUGUGGAUGAGGCCCAGGACUGUACUCCAGCUAUCAUGAAUAUAGUUCUGUCUCAGCCAUGUGGGAAAAUCUUUGUAGGGGACCCACACCAACAGAUCUAUACCUUCCGUGGUGCGGUCAACGCCCUGUUCACAGUCCCUCACACUCACGUCUUCUAUCUCACACAGAGUUUUAGAUUUGGUGUGGAGAUAGCAUAUGUGGGAGCUACCAUCUUGGAUGUCUGCAAGAGAGUCAGGAAAAAGACUUUGGUUGGAGGAAACCAUCAGAGUAGCAUUCGAGGUGAUGCAAAGGGGCAGGUGGCCCUGUUGUCCCGGACCAAUGCCAAUGUGUUUGAUGAGGCUGUACGGGUGACCGAUGGAGAAAUACCUGCCAGGAUACAUUUGAUAGGGGGGAUAAAAUCGUUUGGAUUGGACAGAAUCAUUGAUAUUUGGAUCCUUCUUCAGCCAGAGGAAGAACGGAGGAAACAAAAUCUCAUUAUUAAAGACAAGUUUAUUCGAAGAUGGGUGCACAAAGAAGGCUUCAGUGGCUUCAAGAGGUAUGUGACUGCAGCCGAGGAUAAGGAGCUAGAAGCAAAGAUUGCAGUUGUUGAGAAGUAUAACAUCAGGAUUCCAGAAUUGGUGGAAAGGAUAGAACGGUGCCAUAUAGAAGACUUGGACUUUGCAGAGUACAUUUUGGGCACGGUGCACAAAGCCAAAGGCUUGGAGUUUGACACUGUGCACGUUUUGGAUGACUUUGUGAAGGUGCCUUGUGCCAGGCACAACCUUGCACAGCUGCCACACUUCAGAGUGGAGUCGUUUUCUGAGGAUGAAUGGAAUUUACUGUAUGUUGCAGUAACUCGUGCUAAGAAGUGUCUUAUUAUGACCAAAUCAUUGGAGAACAUUUUGACUUUGGCUGGGGAGUACUUCUUGCAAGCAGAGCUGACGAGUAAUGUUCUAAAGACAGGAGUGGUCUGCUGCUGUGUGGGGCAGUGCAGCAAUGCCAUCCCCGUGGACACUGUGCUCACCAUGAAGAAGCUCUCCAUCACUUACAGCAACAGGAAGGAAAACAAGGGUGGCUACCUCUGCCACUCCUGCGCAGAACAGCGCAUCGGGCCCUUGGUCUUCUUGACUGCCUCCCCUGAGCAGGUACACUCCAUGGAACGCACCGUGGAGAACAUCGUGCUGCCCAGGCACGAAGCCCUGCUCUUCCUGGUCUUCUGAAAGCCAGGAGGAGCUUUCUGCACAGUACAGAAUGCCUUGUGUGGACUCCAGUUACUUGAAGAAAGCCAGUGUGGGAUAGGGUUCUCACUCACCUGAGACUCUGAAUUCACUCACAGAGCAGAGCAGUUUUUGAGGAAGACGAAGCCAACAAGAGUUGGACCUGCCAUUUCUCCAUUCCCUGUAGGUAGCCAGUUUCCCCUGCCCCUCCUCCUUAAGCAUCAGGCUGGGGAUGUGGGGAUAUUCUUUUGAUAAAAAAAAAAAGUUGCAUUUUAUGUAUUUAAACUUUUAUUACGAGGUUUCAAUUAAAUGCAUUGUAGCACUGGCAUACCAGUGUGUGA